Molecule: messenger RNA, 2369 nt
Organism: Cyclopterus lumpus (lumpfish)
Lineage: Eukaryota; Metazoa; Chordata; Actinopteri; Perciformes; Cyclopteridae
Gene: ccdc127a
Product: coiled-coil domain containing 127a
Exons: 4
Coding region: 932-1753 (273 amino acids)
Source: RefSeq, a predicted model, not a curated record
CAAAGUCAAUACAACGGCCGUAUUAAAUGUGAAUCUUUUUUUAUAGAAAGAAAAAAAGAUCAAAACACAACUCACGUCAUCUGCUACUUUGGCACUACUCUUCUUGCCAUAGAUGGAGAAGUGGAAGUUUCUGGACCCCUGAACUGCAGCGGCAGGGACCUGGAAUAAAAGAAAACAACGGAUAUUAAAUGGGGAAAUCAAAACAAGAGAAAAAAAACAACCUUAUUCUGCUAAGCAUACAACUACUGCUUUCUUUAUUCCUCUAUUAAAAAUAAAGCUUUAACGUCAAAUGUGUAUUCCUUGUAACACUUGCAUAACAAGCUCUACUUUAGCAUAAAUCAGUGAGCGCACUGAUUUACACACUGAGCAUGAACGUUAUUAAACAAACAAUAGUCUGAUCGGUGUCAGGUUAACUGAGUCUUGUGGAUCGGUGUGCACCGUAUCCUUUAACGUGUGGCUAGCUAACACACACAGAGGCUACAACCGUUUUCCACAAGGGCAACUGAAGGGUCUUCUUAUAGCCAUGUUGGGCUUCCACAGGGGGGUGGACAGCUUACUGAAAACACGACUGUGUGUGUGGAGAAACAACUCGAGCUGGCGCAGCUACAUAUAAAAACUACUAAGUUACAACUGCUAACUAGUAGUUGAAUAGCUUCGUGGUGUCACAUUGAAAGACCCUAAGCUAACGUUACAUAGGUUACGCAAGUGGGAAUCGGACAGUUACGAAAGCUUCUUUUCAGCGUAAAAUAGAAGACGAUCAACGCCCACACGCAGCCGGAUCGCAUACAGAUAUAUGAUGGCAUCUAAAUAUUAAUACUCACUGCUUUGGUUUUAGACAACACCCUCUUGGAGAGGAGUCGGGAGGCAACGCGAACACUCGCCAUGUUGUCAGUUGAAGGAGCGAUUCUGAGCCACGGCGCAGGCAGUCUCCAUGAACAACUUGAAUGACCCCCCCAGAUGGAACAUCCAACCAGACCCCAGAGGAAGGGGGGCGGGGGCCGGCGAUGGCAACCAAUGGAACUACGCCCUGCUGGUCCCGAUGCUGGGGCUGGCUGCAUUUCGUUGGAUCUGGUCCAGGGAGUCUCAGAGGGAGAUCCAGAAAGUCAAAGACCAGUAUGACAACGACGUGUCCACACUAAAAAGCGAGAUGGAGGCACGAUACCGUGACACACUGACAGAGAGGCGCAGGGCAGCGGCUACACUGGAGCUGGAGCUAGAGAAGGAGAGACAGAGGGUCAAAGGUUACAAGCAGGCCCUGAUCUCACAGAGCCAGCAGCUGAUGGAAGAACGGAAACAGUUGCAUCAGGAGCGCCAGUCCUUGGAGGAAGAGAAGCAAAGGCAGGUAAAGUCCGGCGCUGCAGGGGCUGUGCUGCAUCGCGCCCUGGAACAAGAGAACGACUGGCAGCGGCGAGCCACCACGACUCUGAAGGAGCUCGAGGGUCAGCUCGUGGACCGCCAGAACGCCUACUGUUCCCUCAUCCAACCUCGGGACCAGCGGCUGGAGAUGGAGAAGAACAUGCUGCUUCACGUCGUCAAACACCCCAUCGGAGCGGAACUGGAUCUAGAGUCCGACCUGAAGGAUAUUUUUAGGAGAGAUAAGCACUGCGCGGACUUGCUAAACAUGGACAAGAGGAAGAAUGGAAGCCUCAUGUGGGUGUACCUCAGGUUCUGGCAGCAGCAGGUCACCGUGCAGAAGCACAAGAGGGCCGAAGAGGCUGUAUUCAAUGGGAAAUUCCAGUCUCAAACAAAGUGACAAACCUUGAGUUUUUCAUUUGACUUUGAAAAAAUGUUAAAGGUAUCCGAAAUGGAAAAUGCAUGUAUUUUUAUUUCUUUGUAAAUUAUCUUUACGCGGUAACCCCAAUAAGGUGACGUCCAACAUCUGAAGGUUCCUCCCGUCAUCUCAGUGUUUAGAAAAGAAGGGAAGUCAAGUUUGGAGCAUGCAGAAAUAUUGCUAUUACUUCAGAAGCCCCAGUUAAAGCUGGGGUUGGUGAUCUUGCGAUACUUGCAAGAGUACGCUAGAUUUUUAAAAAAUAUUAUCCAACUUAAAAACACAGCCCAGUGUUGCCAACUUUUUUUCAAAUGAGAGUUGCGAGCAGCAUUAGCUCCAAAAGUUGCCACGUCCUUUUUUUUUUUUUUUUUGUCACAGCAUUUGAUUUAUUGUUUGCUGUCGGGAUGUAAUGAGAAUUUAAACAAUAAUAUAAAAAAUAUUUCUGAAGAGGAUUACCAACCCUGCCUUUUAAGACUCAUUAGCUUUACAGUAAAUGUGUAAUGAUGAAAAUGCACAUGGAUCAUUCAAGUGUUUGUCUUUGCUCUAUGUAAAGCGUCUUUGAGUGUCUAGAAAAACGUUAUAUAAAUUUGCUUAUUAUUAA